AUGAGUUACAGAGGGGGCACAGAGAUCAACACGAUACGGAACACGACAGGGGUCACAGAUAUCAACACGAUACUGAACACGACAGGGGUCACAGAGAUCAACACGAUACGGGACCUGACAGGGGUCACCGAGGGCAACACGAUACGGGGCUUGACAGGGCUCACAGAGAUCAAAACGAUACGUAACACGACAGGGGUCACAGAGAUCAAAACGAUACGGAACACGACAGGGGCCACAGAGAUCAACACGAUACGGAACACGACAUGGGUCACAGAGAUCAACACGAUACGGGACCCGACAGGGGUCACAGAGAUCAACACGAUACGUAAAACGACAGGGGUCACAGAGAUCAACACGAUACGUAAAACGACAGGGGUCACAGAGAUCAACACGAUACUGAACACGACAUGGGUCACAGAGAUCAACACGAUACGGGACCCGACAGGGGUCACAGAGAUCAACACGAUACGUAACACGACAGAGGUCACAGAGAUCAACACGAUACGGAACACGACAUGGGUCACAGAGAUCAACACGAUACGGGACCCGACAGGGGUCACAGAGAUCAACACGAUACGUAAAACGACAGGGGUCACAGAGAUCAACACGAUACGUAACACGACAGAGGUCACAGAGAUCAACACGAUACGGAACACGACAGGGGUCACAGAGAUCAACACGAUACUGAACACGACAUGGGUCACAGAGAUCAACACGAUACGGGACCUGACAGGGGUCACCGAGGUCAACACGAUACGGAACACGACAGGGGUCACAGAGAUCAACACGAAACGGAACACGACAGGGGGCACAGAGAUCAACACGAUACGGGACCUGAUAGGGGUCACCGAGGUCAACACGAUACGGGACUUGACAGGGCUCACAGAGAUCAAAACGAUACGGAACACGACAGGGGUCACAGAGAUCAACACGAUAUAAGACACGACAGGGGUCACAGAGAUC
This is a messenger RNA of Mizuhopecten yessoensis (Yesso scallop), 963 nucleotides long. RefSeq names its product M cell-type agglutination protein mam3-like. The coding region runs from base 1 to 939 and encodes 312 amino acids. NCBI's taxonomy places the organism in Eukaryota, Metazoa, Mollusca, Bivalvia, Pectinida, Pectinidae. The record is from RefSeq and is a predicted model, not a curated record. The transcript is spliced from 3 exons.